Plasmopara halstedii is the source of this 2853-nucleotide messenger RNA. RefSeq lists its product as uncharacterized. The record is from RefSeq and is a predicted model, not a curated record. Bases 1 to 2853 code for a protein of 950 amino acids. The transcript is spliced from 6 exons. Lineage: Eukaryota; Oomycota; Peronosporomycetes; Peronosporales; Peronosporaceae.
AUGCAAUCUCUCACUAGCAUGAUGGCUUGGAGUGACGAAUGGAGGUGCGCGCGGUUGCAAAUGUAUCUUCGCGACAAAGAGCUUUUUCAAGGAGAGGCUGUUAACGUGCAAGUGCGUGCGGACAUCAGGCCUGUAUCCAGCAGCUCGAAGACUCCUACUCCCAAAAACAUAAUCUCUAGCUCGAAGCAGCGAUGGAGUGAUCAUUGUGAAGGUGCUCAGGUACAGGUUCAGAUUGUGGACGUUUCAAGGAAAGACCCUCACGCAAGUAGCUUCUCAUCGUCUUUCACCACGUUGUUUCGUCAAGAAUCGCAGCUUCAAGUAUCAUAUGAUGAUUUAGACGAAAGAGCUUUUGUUGUAGCUCUUAAAACGCAGUUUAAACCCAAAAUCCGGCACGAAUUUUGGGGCCGUGAACUCCUGCUUAUCGUGCACAUCACACCCAAAAGCAGUAUAGUAAAGGCUCCUGGAGUUGGUGAAAAUACUGGGCAAUUGGAGCAACUUUCAAGGACGACCCCCGUGCUUCAAGAUGAUUGGGCCACAUCGCAGCUUUUGUCUCUUACAAGAAAGCAAGCUGAGCCAAUUCCUGAAUUGACUCGUCGUGUGGAACAGCGAAUUAAUAUCAUCAAAGCGUUGCAUUUUGAGGUUGAAAGGCGUGAGCUACCAGGACGACGUGUGGGAAUCUUGGCUCGAGCUUUUAAUGUUCACUUGACAAAGACAUUGGCCGUUAGAAGUUUAUACCUUCAUCUCGACGAAGUUCCACAACAUAAUGAGUCAGACAGAGGAGACAUAAGUCGCUUUCGCAUCGUCAGUGGCGAUCAAGUACCGUUUCCUGUUGUGCUCCAUCCGCAAGAAUGCUACAAUUUUCUUUACGUGCUCGAGUCUGUCGAAGAUAGCAAGCCAUUCGAGUUGCUCGAAGGAUCACAAUUUAAGCUCAGUGACAAGCAAGCAACAAGCACAACGCUUAAAAAAUUCAAACAACUCAAUUCUUUUCCGCAGCAUGCACUGUUAACACUCUCUUGGCAAGCCCACGGCAUUUUCAUGGAUGCUAUCACGGAACAUCGAGCAAUUGUAUUUUCCAUUAUGCGCUCAAUUUCCUCGCUUUCAAUCGAUGACAAAAGUUGGCAAGGUGACACUCAAAAGCUCAUAGCGCAACUAUUAGCAGGAAAUUCAACGCGAGAGUUGGACCCUCCUGCUGUUUUUAAGUUUGUGCGAGUGCUUCAGCACUCGGAGCUGAAGGUGCAAGUCGCUCCGCUCUCAUCCGCUAUAUCAGUCGGAACCCCAACCAACUUUCGUGCAACGAUAUCAAACCGCUCAGCACGAGUGAAUUUAGACUUGACGCUAGUUUUGCCCAUACAAGAUGAGAUUGGAACCGCUGGCCAUGGUUCCACGAUCGUAGGAUUCGAGACAUCACAUCGUCUAGGACUUAUCUGCCCGGUAGAAGGCACUGGAUUUAUUCGUCGUUCAAGUGGCUUUCAUCGAGCUGUGUACUCUCGAGAGUUCAUUCUAAACCACGGCUGCAAAAAAAUGGCUCGCCUGGCAAGCAAGAAGCUCUUGGCGAACGCGUAUUUAAUAGCAGAUGACAGCGACGACGAUGAGCGCAAAUCGUGGCUCUAUCGCUCAACAUUAGGCACUGAUGAAGAGGUCGUUGAUACAGGGACAAAUGUGUGUACUUGGUCUCAGCUGCACACACCAAUACCAUCUAGUGUGAAAAAUAUGGAAAAUGGUGAAGUUGUGGCUCGUAAAGAGCCAAGAGAAGUAGUGUUUCCGAUAGGAGCAGAAGAAGCUCGGCGGAAUCGCAGCGGUAAAUCGACACUGCCUCUUCUCAUUGGAUUUUCUAAUACUGAGGCGCUGAAAGCGCAACUACCUCGAAGCACCUCUGAUAAAUGGCAACGCGCUCUUGACAGCUCUACGGUCCAAAAAACGCGUAACAAUGAUGCAAGUUUUCAGCAAAAGGCGUGGUCACGGGAAAAAAUGCCGGCCCAUCAUAGAGACUGGAAGCUGGAGAGGAAUCUACAAGAUGAUGAAAGAACUAUCUCUGCUAAGAAAGCUCUGGGUGUAUCAAACCGAGAGCAUAAUGUGUUGUGUGAUCAUAAUCCUGGCGCAUUUACUGCUAAUCUAAAUCAGCGAAAGCCUGAGAGACAACUACAUGACUCGGCAGUCAGUACAAUGUCAGCAAGUUUGACAAGUGGAUUUGACCAAAGGUGGUAUCUCAAACGAAAGCUAGAGCGAUUGAUAGCUUUUGCGCGGAGGAGACCCACUGAGGCCGAUGUAGAGGGCUUGCAAUGUGAAUGGAAUUUGGGACAAAGGCGACCAAGCCUACACAUCAUGAAUACACUAUCAACUGAAGCAACCAAACCUGAACUGACCUGUACUUCAGCAAACAAAUUACCGGCCCUUAAAUCUCAUACAAUGAUAAUAACCCCUACUGCUUUAACUAUUGCCGAAAAAGAGAAACACCAAUGUAAAUGGGAUCUGGACGGAAUGCCACAUGAUGCUACUUCGGCGUGUAAUGAGGAGUAUGGGCACAAAACGAAGUCACAGAGGGCUGUUGCUGGUGGUGGCAUGAAUCAAUUUGUGGACUCGAUGGAAGCAAGACGUCGGAUUUGGGAUAUAGAUAGUAAGUUACAAUGGGAUGAUUUCCAUGUGAAGAAUACGUCGAAGCGGCAGCUUAGCGUGACACAUGACUUACCGACUUAUAAACAACCUGUUUUGACUGAAAUUAGUAUGGAUGCAAACAAGGCUGACCUAAUGUACUGCACAAUACCAAGUUUUACUGCAAAAAGCCUAAGUGUGUUUCCUAUAAAGUCUCUAGCUCGUGUUUAUGACAUAGUGCGUUCUUACUGCAUUGCCACAUAA